CGUCAAAGCAAUUUUUUUCAAUUUCAACCUUCAAUUUCCAAGAACAACAUAAUAUUGAAUAUUCGAUUAUCUAAAAAAAGCGAAAACAAACUUUAUUCAACCCUGGUUUAAAAUGUAUAAAAUUUACAUCGAAAACGAAAAAAAAUCGUUGUUAUCGUCGCUAAACAACAUAAUAUCUUCCAUUGCAUUGCUUUCUGCUUUGUUUACGGUUUGAUUUACAAGUGUGAUCAUGGAAGUAAACCCUUUGAAUAUAUUUUUCGUGAAAUCGGACAGUAAAGGUGAUAGACUUUUGUUUAGAUAUCCAUACAAGUUGGAUAACAAAGAUGAGAACACUCAGAAGAAAUGUGGCCGUCACAAUCCGUACGCAAUUAACUGUACUGAAGAUCUAUUACAAAAUCCUCAAACACAAACUUCUAAUGUCUACAAAGGUCAACUCAGCGGCUUCACAGAUGAAAUGUUAUCAACAUUGUUUGCAGUGAAAGCUGAACUAUGUAACAGGAAGUUUGAACUGAAAGUGAAUGAUGUAAGAUUUGUUGGCCAUCCAACGCUACUGCCUUACAGAACCAACAAAGAUGAUACAGCCGCUAUGAUUCUUAUAAACAUUGUAUUUGCUUUACAAGCAUCUGCAAGUCACUCUAUAGUGAAAUGCUAUUAUGAUUUAAGUAAGAGAUUAGGCAAAGCUUUGAGGCAUGAAGAAAAAAGAUGUUCCUAUUUGACUGAAGAAAUGAAAAUUAUGUUGGCAACACAUGAUGAAGUUUCAGCUUUGGAAAGUGAAGUUAAUAGAGAAAAUGAUGAGGAAGAGGAAAAUUUACGUCACUCUGUAAGUUCUGCGACAUAUAGUCAUGAAAAUUGUGGUGAUGGUAAUCCUAAAUCAGCAUUUCAUUUGAUAUUACAAAGAAGUUCAUUGGCAAGGUCCAUGAAAGCUGUAUUUGAAGGUCUAAGUUCCACAGGCAUUGUACAAGUUCGUAUAAACAAUUGGGUACUAUUAUCAUUCUGUUUGCCACACAAAGCUCAUCAAAUACACAAUAGAGGAUUGAUCAUUGAACCAGAAUGUAUUGAUAAAUGUCUGCAGAAGCUAAGGCCUUAUCAUGGUAUCUUACUUAUGGUGGAUCCAAAUGAACUGUUAGCUUCAAUUCCUCUUGAUGGAAGCCCGGCUUUAUUGAGACUGAUCAAGUUGUAUAGUCCAUUGAAGAGCCUACAAACUCUCGCUAUUGAAGCUGACUUAUCUUUCACACAGGUGUCUCAACUAACUGGUCAUCUGGUAUAUUGGGCUAAAGCGACAGUCAUAUAUCCGUUGUGCGAAGGCAAUGUGUAUGUGGUUGCUCCUUGCGGUAAUGUCAAUAUACAUUCUCCGCUGUUAGACGAGUUUGCUAAAGAGUUCCCGGGCUUGUGCCUAGUGCAAAUGCUUAGUGAGUUCUCUCUGCCUGCUCCGCUGUGGUUCAAGGCGCGGGGUGUGGGAGGUGCGGGCGGCGGUUGCGGGGGCGGGGCGCGGCUGGCUCGCGUCGUGGCCUGGCUAUUGCGUCGCAAGCUGCUGCUGCAGCUCCAUACAUACGUACACUUCAAUUCGCCCAAUUGGAAUGAUGAUCCCGAUGGUCAAGAGUAUUACUGCGAGAAGCAUGACAUUUACAAUCAAUCGUGUAACAUUUCAUUCUCUUCGCUAAAUCAAAUGCAACUGAAUGUUCCGGAACCUGUGGAGCCCAGAGAAAGUGCUAACACAUUCCCUGACUCCGAUGAAGAUUAUCCGACCGAAAAUAAUCUGAACCAAACCGACUUCUCCCACACUAAACCGAUAGUAAUCGAAUCAGAACACUCAAAACAUGAAAAAUUCCAUACAAAUGAUUCCGCAAAUCAUUCGUUCGACGAUGGAAUGGAUGUUGUCGAUGGUUUCGUUCCGAAACCGAACGGCUUAAACGGUUUUGGUCACAACGAUCAAAAGAAGCAACUAAACUCUGUAGAUAGUGGUAUAUCUAAUAAUAACAGUGACAAAUUACAUAUCAAUGGAUCUAUGGAUGUGGAUGACCAUAAAGAAGAUAAAAAAGUGACUAUCACGACACGACUAUCAGAUGCAUCUUUGAAGGAGAAAGAUGCAUCAAAUAAUGUUGACUGUGAUGAAAACAUGAUGGAUUGUGAUGUAUCACCGAGGCAGAAGAAUACUUUAACUAAUGGCACAGAUAAAAAGAAUGGAGUUUCACUUAAUUUAAAACUACAAAAUGAAAUGAGUUUCCAACCACCGACGGUAUGUGGUGGGGUGGGCGAGUGUGAGGCUGGGGCCGGGUCUGGGGCGGUGCGGGCGGGGUGCGCGGGAGACGAGUCCCCGCUGCACGCGUUCACACCGGCAGAGCGCGCCGCCCUCGCAGCACUGCCCGCAGCCAGCAACCCUGAUGACCUGCUGCUGCUGGCUACACUACAUAAAAAAGGUUAUUUCCGUGGUGAAACACAUUUAGAAGAGAUAAUGUUUAUGGAGAAUGUAACUCGGUCACAAUUGAUGCAACUUCUGGAUAAGUUCAAAGGUGUUCUUAUCACCUUCGAGACUGAGGACCCCGCUGUCGCUAUGUUGUACCCAUACCAGUAAUAUUAUACUAAUAUUAUUCUUUCAUAGAAUUAAACAAAAAUUAAACAUCAAAAUAAUCGUUUUUAUUCUAUAUAUUCUAAA
Molecule: messenger RNA, 2653 nt
Organism: Papilio xuthus (Asian swallowtail)
Lineage: Eukaryota; Metazoa; Arthropoda; Insecta; Lepidoptera; Papilionidae
Gene: Nprl3
Product: GATOR complex protein Nprl3
Exons: 11
Coding region: 230-2572 (780 amino acids)
Biological process (GO): positive regulation of autophagy; TORC1 signaling; cellular response to amino acid starvation
Cellular component (GO): GATOR1 complex
Source: RefSeq, a predicted model, not a curated record